Molecule: messenger RNA, 2815 nt
Organism: Puccinia graminis f. sp. tritici CRL 75-36-700-3
Lineage: Eukaryota; Fungi; Basidiomycota; Pucciniomycetes; Pucciniales; Pucciniaceae
Exons: 5
Coding region: 26-2815 (929 amino acids)
Source: RefSeq, a predicted model, not a curated record
CCGCGCUACUCAAGAUCAUCUGGAUAUGCCAUCCAUUUCAGACUCUGACCCUGUCGCACUAGGCAUAGCAGCAAGCAUCACUAUCUCUCUCUUGAUCACCGUUCCAUUCUUGUGGCCCUUCUUCAGGAUUCGCUCCCGGCCGAGCUCUUUCAUGUGGAAGGCUGUGUACAUCCCUCGGACCUGGUGGCCCGGGCCGAGUCAGAGAGUCCAUCCUAUCUUUGACCCGUUUCCCGGUGGAUCACCCUUCAAAUUCUUGUUGAUGGUUCUCAAGGGGGCCACUUCCCAACAGAAGGCCUCCUCCAAACCAUCCUCGAGACAACAGUCUUCAAACGAGGAGCACUCGACCUUCAUGACUGACGAAGAGAUCCAUCUGAGGUUUCUUGCACUCUGUCUCAGACUAGCCCUUCUGGCCCUGCUCCUAGGACUGCCUACAUUUUUCGCCCUCUUCAUCACAGGCGUUCCCCCUCCAACCCCAGGUUCCACCAAAUUCAGCUCCGUCCAAAAUUUUACGGUCCUCAGACUACUUUACCAAUACGAUCUAACGCCCGCAUCUUUCUCGACUCGGUUGAUCAUCUGGGCAAUUGCUGCACUUCUGAUAGGGGUCAUCCUGGCUUUUCUGCUCAUCCUCUUCGAAUGGCAUCAUCUAAGGCGGAAUCUCCAGAGGUUCUCCCGAGAAAAAUGUGGAGGUUUGCAGAUAGUGUAUUUCCCCAGGAAGAAUCACAGUGGAUUUGAGAGCGUAGGGGAAAAGAAGAUGGCGAAUUGGGUCCGAGCCUGUGGACUGGGCCCAGUUGGUCAGGAGGGAAGUGGUGCAGCGGUUUCAAGCCGUGGCUCCUCUCAAGAGUCCCAAAGGAGCUCUGAUGCUUCCAAUAACAUAGACAAGGCGGGUCUUGACUCAGAUACCGCCCCACUUCACGCCUCCGGCGAAUCGGCCACAUCCAGAAAGUCCAGCAGAUGGAAGCGUUCAACCAGGAGUUCCGAGGUGCCACUGCGAUCCGAACAAAGGGGUGUCAUCAUCCAAGGCAUCUUCACCAUCUCACAACUCGAAGGUUUGUAUUCACUUUCAGAGAAACGCAGAAAGGUUCUCAAUGAGCUCGAGCUAAAUGAGUCCAGAUACGUGGCCGGUUUCCUUCCCGAGAAUGACGACCAUUCACCCACUAAAAAGUCCAAGCGGCAGAAAUAUCAGAAAUCUCGCAACAGAGUAGAAGCCGACGAAUCCGUGGACGGACAAGUGACGCCAUACGGUCCAUUGGGUCUAUACAAGCUUGAUGCCAAGCCCCGAGAAGCAUCCGGACUCGGCUGGAAUGACCCUUGCCUUCGACUCUCCCGAUUUGAGAGUCAUGAGAGUCAUGAGACACUAAAGCUUCCUCCCGAAAGAUGGGGUAAUGAACAAUCCGAGUUCAAGAGUUCAGACUUCUACUUUGGAGAGAUUAUCCAAGACCCACAUCUUACGAAUGAGAUGUAUCAAGACAAGUGGGCGAUCGGAAACGAAGUUAAACGACAAGAUGAUGGUACCUUCCAUAACGUUACCCAGGGAAAGCCAGCUUCUCUGAAAAUUCAGAAGAGCCAUCCCUUGGAGCUAGAAAAAUCAUCUUUCGAACCUACCCAAUUGCUUUAUUCUGCUUCAGCCGAAACAAGUACGAUUGGAACGCCUAGAUCAUCAAUGGCCCCCAGUCAUGCGGGAUCUUGGCCACAGCCAGGUCGUUCAACUCCCUCAACUCUAGCUUCUAGCGAUGACACGCACGCCUAUCCACCUCCCUCAACCGCCCCAACCUCGGCGUCUCUCAGUCAUUCCAAUAGCAGGCAGACACUCAAAGACCACAAUAGCACAUCUGUCCCUGCGGUUAAGCUUUCCGACCUAAUCCAACAGGAAGCUGACAGCCGAGAUCGGCUAAGCUUCCCCUUGGAGCCAUCACCCACCCCCUUGCAUCCUUUAACCCACUCAGUAUCAUCUCCAAACCUCCUCAAGUCCCCCACACCGGCAAGAUCUCUCAAAGGAAAUGUCAACCGAAAUUCGCAAGGAACAGAGCUCAUACCCUAUCUAUUUGAGCUACCUGCAACAAUAACUAAUCAAGAUAUCCGACCAAUGCCUACACAGUCAGCGACAAAGAACCAUAAUAGGAAUUCGAAGAAAUUCCUCAAGCAACCCAUAAAAAACAGGAGCGCUUCCACGGCUUAUCAUGAAAGGCAGGUGAAGCCACACAGGUUCAUGAACGCCGAAGAAAUAGAGAGACUGUAUCACUCCAUCAGGAAGAACCGCUCUCAGUUGAAGCGUCUCAAUCAGGAAUUCCAAGAGGAGAAGCGCAAAGCUGUGGAGGAGAUGGAGGAGGGACUCAACGGAUCAGUUUUCGGCUGGAUACUGGUGGGCAAAGGUGUCGAACUGAUCGAGGGCGCUCUCCCUAUUGAUGGCAUGACCCGCGAGGACAUCAAUUGGCAUAGCUUGGGCAAAAACAGUCGUUUGCCGUUGUUUUGGAUCCUCUUUUUGGGCAUUUGUUUGAUCGUUGGAGUAAUCAUUGUCCCGAUCACCGUCCUAUCGAUGGCCGCCACGCCAGAGGUCCCUAACGCAUCCCCAGUUUUCGUCUUCUUGCGCCAACAAACUGGACUUCCGCUCGGUUUAAUUUCCAUCACCGUCCCCUCCAUACUAUUGCUCAUUCUGCUUUACCCGUCCCUUUCAGCUAUUUCAUACCUCGCAAUCAACGUUUCCGGCAUUCCGUCUAAAGCCGCAGGUCAACUACUUUCGAUCAAGGCGAUCUUCAUCUUGAUUUGUGGCUGUUUUCUGAUCUGGUUUCUGCCGAGGAAGAAGGCGAAGGUCAAAUAG